AUGUCCUGCUUCGGCGGCCACGACGAGCAGAUCUAUCUAAUCGAGAUACUGAUCGACAGACUGACGUUGACGCCCGGCAAAAUCAAAGACAUCGCCGGGCACCCUAUCGCGAUCAGGAUCAAGCUGUUGGAUCUGCCCGUGUUCGAGAUCACGCGCCAUCAGACGGACGCGUCGAAGGCAGAAUCGCCGGGUGACGGGGGCGGUGUGCGCUUCGCCAGCGGCAAAAGCUGCCUGUUCGUCAAGCAGCCGCGCGAUCUGGUCCGCGAUCUACGCUCGACGAGCAUGAGAGCCGGGGUGUUCCGCGCGGGUGACACCUACCCCACCGCGGAGACCGAAUUAUCAUUGCCGGGUUGCCUGUGCGAUCAGCUCGCCGUGAUCGCCAACGAGCCCGCCAAUCUGCCGCGGCCGUUCACGGUGAAGGGGGGCUUCCACCUGCUCGACCCGGGCGACGAUCCGUCCGGCACGCUGCACAUGGAACUCACGAUCACGUGCCUCGGCAGCUUCUCCCCGACGCACUACGAGCUGCACCCCAAGUCUCUCGUUCUUGCCGAGGGCGAGGACAGGGAGGAACGGGAGGUGUACGUGAAGCGGUACGUGCCGCCUGAAUUUCUCCCCCAGGAAGAAACGCCGCGGCCGCAGCAGCCGGAUAUCGGCCCGACGCCGAAAGCAGCGAAACGGAAGAAGAAGAAAAAGGGAAGAGGCAAGGCGGCUGCCAAGAGGACGAAGAAAUAAGGUGGAGAAAGUCCGGGGACCAGAGAGCGGAGGAGGGUGGGGAGGAAAAAGAGAGUACCCCGCGCCCUGAAGUGGGCGAUUCUUUGCA
Molecule: messenger RNA, 820 nt
Organism: Harpegnathos saltator (Jerdon's jumping ant)
Lineage: Eukaryota; Metazoa; Arthropoda; Insecta; Hymenoptera; Formicidae
Exons: 1
Coding region: 1-732 (243 amino acids)
Biological process (GO): positive regulation of cytokinesis; mitotic spindle midzone assembly; cytoplasmic microtubule organization
Cellular component (GO): mitotic spindle midzone; cytoplasmic microtubule; mitotic spindle pole
Molecular function (GO): microtubule binding
Source: RefSeq, a predicted model, not a curated record